Molecule: messenger RNA, 2903 nt
Organism: Cariama cristata (Red-legged seriema)
Lineage: Eukaryota; Metazoa; Chordata; Aves; Cariamiformes; Cariamidae
Gene: IDE
Product: insulin-degrading enzyme
Exons: 24
Biological process (GO): peptide catabolic process
Cellular component (GO): cytosol; peroxisomal matrix; mitochondrion
Molecular function (GO): metalloendopeptidase activity; metal ion binding
Source: RefSeq, a predicted model, not a curated record
CAGAAAGAGACAAACAACAAAAUGAACAAUCCAGCUAUUAAGAGAAUAACAAAUGAAAUUAUCAAAUCACCUGAGGAUAAACGAGAAUAUCGUGGACUAGAAUUGGCAAAUGGCAUUAAAGCUCUACUCAUUAGUGACCCCACCACAGAUAAGUCUUCAGCAGCACUCGAUGUGCACAUAGGAUCCUUGUCUGAUCCCCCCAACAUUGCUGGGCUUAGUCAUUUUUGUGAGCAUAUGCUCUUUCUGGGAACCAAGAAAUAUCCAAAAGAGAAUGAGUAUAGCCAGUUUCUUAGUGAGCAUGCUGGGAGCUCAAAUGCUUUCACGAGUGGAGAACAUACCAACUAUUACUUUGAUGUGUCACAUGAACAUCUAGAAGGUGCAUUAGACAGGUUUGCCCAGUUUUUCCUGUGCCCUUUGUUUGAUGAAAGCUGCAAAGACAGGGAAGUGAAUGCUGUUGAUUCUGAGCAUGAGAAGAAUCUGAUGAAUGAUGCCUGGAGGUUAUUUCAAUUGGAGAAGGCUACUGGAAAUCCCAAUCAUCCCUUCAGUAAAUUUGGAACAGGGAACAAACUCACUUUGGAAACUAGACCAACCAAAGAAGGAAUAGAUGUAAGACAAGAGCUAUUGAAGUUCCAUUCUACUUACUAUUCAUCGAAUUUAAUGGCUAUUUGUGUCUUAGGAAGAGAAUCCUUGGAUGAGCUGACUUGCUUAGUGGUAAAGCUAUUUUCAGAAGUAGAAAAUAAGAAUGUCCCUAUACCAGAGUUUCCUGAACAUCCUUUCCAAGAAGAACAUCUCCGGCAACUUUACAAAGUGGUACCCAUUAAGGACAUUAGAAAUCUUUAUGUCACAUUUCCUAUACCAGACCUUCAGAAGUACUAUAAAUCAAACCCUGGCCAUUACCUUGGUCAUCUGAUUGGGCAUGAAGGCCCAGGAAGUCUUUUAUCAGAGCUUAAAGCCAAAGGAUGGGUAAAUACUCUUGUUGGAGGACAGAAGGAAGGUGCUAGAGGUUUCAUGUUUUUCAUCAUUAAUGUGGACUUGACAGAGGAAGGACUUUUGCACGUUGAAGAUAUUAUUUUGCACAUGUUUCAAUAUAUUCAAAAACUACGUACAGAAGGACCUCAAGAGUGGGUUUUUCAAGAGUGCAAGGAUCUAAAUGCUGUGGCAUUCAGAUUUAAAGAUAAAGAGCGACCACGAGGCUAUACAUCAAAGCUUGGGGGAAUGUUGCAUUAUUACCCUAUAGAAGAAGUAUUGGCUGCUGAAUAUUUGCUUGAAGAAUUCAGGCCUGAUUUAAUAGAGAUGGUACUGGAUAAAUUGAGACCAGAAAACGUUCGAGUUGCAAUAGUUUCCAAGUCUUUUGAAGGAAAGACUGAUCGAACAGAGGACUGGUAUGGAACACAGUACAAGCAAGAAGCAAUUUCUGAUGAAGUUAUUAAGAAAUGGCAAAAUGCUGACCUGAAUGGAAAAUUCAAGCUUCCAAUGAAGAACGAGUUCAUUCCUACUAACUUUGAGAUUUUACCAUUGGAAAAAGAUGCAACACAGUACCCUGCCCUCAUCAAGGACACUGCUAUGAGCAAGCUAUGGUUCAAGCAAGAUGACAAAUUUUUUUUGCCAAAAGCUUGUCUCAACUUUGAAUUUUUCAGUCGCUACAUUUAUGCUGAUCCUCUCCAUUGCAACAUGACAUACCUGUUUAUCAGGUUAUUGAAGGAUGAUUUAAAAGAGUAUACAUAUGCAGCACGCCUCUCAGGUUUGAUCUAUGGCAUUGCAUCAGGAAUGAAUGCAAUACUUCUUUCUGUAAAAGGUUAUAAUGACAAGCAACAUAUCUUGCUCAAGAAGAUCAUUGAGAAAAUGGCUACUUUUGAGAUUGAUGAAAAACGAUUUGAAAUUAUCAAGGAAGCGUACAUGAGAUCGCUUAACAACUUCAGGGCUGAACAGCCUCACCAGCAUGCAAUGUAUUAUCUCCGACUCUUGAUGACAGAAGUUGCUUGGACCAAAGAUGAAUUAAAAGAAGCUCUAGAUGAUGUCACUCUUCCCCGCCUCAAGGCCUUUAUAGCUCAGCUGUUGUCACGGUUACACAUUGAAGCUCUUCUCCAUGGCAAUAUAACAAAACAGGCUGCAUUAGGAAUUAUGCAGAUGGUUGAGGACACUCUCAUUGAGCAUGCUCAUACAAAGCCACUCCUUCCCAGUCAGCUAGUGAGAUACAGAGAAGUACAACUUCCUGACAGAGGUUGGUUUGUGUAUCAGCAGAGAAAUGAAGUUCAUAACAACUGUGGCAUUGAAAUAUAUUACCAGACAGACAUGCAGAGCACUUCUGAGAAUAUGUUUUUGGAGCUCUUUUGUCAAAUUAUCUCAGAACCCUGCUUCAAUACCCUGCGCACCAAGGAACAAUUAGGUUACAUUGUGUUCAGUGGUCCACGUCGAGCAAAUGGCAUACAAGGACUGCGAUUUAUUAUCCAAUCUGAAAAGCCACCGCACUAUUUAGAAAGCAGAGUUGAAGCAUUCUUAAAAACUAUGGAGAAAUGCAUAGAAGAUAUGACAGAAGAGGCCUUCCAAAAACACAUCCAAGCUUUAGCAAUCCGUCGUCUAGACAAACCAAAGAAGCUGUCUGCAGAAUGUGCUAAAUACUGGGGAGAAAUCAUUUCCCAGCAGUAUAACUUUGACAGAGAUAAUAUUGAAGUGGCUUAUCUAAAGACCCUGAACAAGGAUGAUAUUAUACAGUUCUACAAGGUGCUGUUAGCAAUAGAUGCUCCCAGAAGACACAAGGUAUCAGUACAUGUCCUUGCAAGGGAAAUGGAUUCCUGCCCUGUUGUUGGAGAAUUUCCAUGCCAGAAUGAUGUGAACCUGGCACCAGCACCACCACUGCCACAGCCAAGUGUGAUUGAAAAUAUGACAGAAUUCAAGCGCAGUCU